AGCUCUACCCCAAACCGUUGUCGUUUUUCAUGUUAUGCUUGCUUCUCCUACAUCAGUCUUCUUCUUUUUCUUCCAUCAUCAUCGUGCUAGGGUUGGCAGAGUGCCAGUUUCGCCUUUCCUCUUUUCAUUCGUUCAUGUAACCCGCGCAAUCAACUUAAUCACGUGACAAUUCACCAAAUCCGUCACGCGCCUUCAACUAAUUGGGGAAAAAUAGUUCGAGCUUUUGAGAUUGAAACACUUGAAAGAUGCAAAAAUUGGGAGAAUUCAAACUACCUAAUUUCUUCAAUUACCCACCUUACUUCACUUUGCAGCCAGUAAGGGACACUAGAGAGAAACAAAUACAGUUAUGGAAAGAGCUUAUUAUAGAUUACUGUAAAACACAGAAGGUUUUUGUGAUUGCAAUUGAAGAUGAAUUUCCACUUUUUACUAAUACUGUAAUUGAAAGGUCUCUUACUCAUGAAGCUAGAGAAGCGUUCCUUUCAGCCUUAGUUUCUGAGGGACGAGCUGAAUGGAUGGAUAAAGGACAUAGGAAAUGUCUUAUUUUAUGGCAUCGGAUUCAAGAUUGGGCUGACAUUUUACUACAGUUUGCAAAAGAUAAUGGACUGGAAGAUGGUGUGGUGACAAUUGAGGAAAUACGCUUUGGAACUGAAUCUCAAGGAACAGAACUUCAAGGGAUAGACAGAACUAUUUUGAAUCGUGCAUUGAAACUAUUAGAACAGAAGGGGAAGCUUGUGGUCUUUAAAGGAACUUCAACAGAUGAUGAAGGAAUUAAGUUUUCUGUAUAAUUGUUUGUUUUGUGUUAGUCUGUUGAAUCUUAAUGAAUUUCAAAUGACUUCUUUGAAAGGUCUUGUCCUGCCUUAUAUGACUUGGCGAGUAUGUCAUCGGAAAAGAUAUCUAAGAUCAAGCUGCCAUCACCUGCUAGCAUCUAAUAUUUUGGAAUGUUGACAGUGUUAAGAGUUUAGCUUUGUCAUGUAAUCUUGGUUAGUCUAGUGAAACUGCAUUCCGUGUGACAUAAUGAAAUUCGUAAAUGGGAGUCUGGGUCCCAAAAGCUUUUGUUAUUGUAGACAUUGGUAUUAUCAAAUUAAUAAUACAUAUGUGAUCUGCUUCAUUUUA
This is a messenger RNA of Vicia villosa (hairy vetch), 1113 nucleotides long. RefSeq names its product vacuolar protein sorting-associated protein 25. Gene Ontology annotation, cellular component: ESCRT II complex. NCBI's taxonomy places the organism in Eukaryota, Viridiplantae, Streptophyta, Magnoliopsida, Fabales, Fabaceae. The transcript has 6 exons. Gene Ontology annotation, molecular function: protein homodimerization activity; structural molecule activity. The coding region runs from base 246 to 785 and encodes 179 amino acids. Gene Ontology annotation, biological process: protein transport to vacuole involved in ubiquitin-dependent protein catabolic process via the multivesicular body sorting pathway. The record is from RefSeq and is a predicted model, not a curated record.